This is a messenger RNA of Ornithorhynchus anatinus (platypus), 1017 nucleotides long. RefSeq names its product organic solute transporter subunit alpha-like. Bases 1 to 999 code for a protein of 332 amino acids. Gene Ontology annotation, biological process: bile acid and bile salt transport. The record is from RefSeq and is a predicted model, not a curated record. Gene Ontology annotation, cellular component: endoplasmic reticulum membrane; plasma membrane. Gene Ontology annotation, molecular function: transporter activity. The transcript has 8 exons. Lineage: Eukaryota; Metazoa; Chordata; Mammalia; Monotremata; Ornithorhynchidae.
AUGGAAGACGCGAGGAACGCCACCCGGGAGUCGGCCUGCCAAGCCCGCCAGGCGCCCUUCUCCGGGACCCUGUUGCAAAGUCUCGAUCUCAAAGGGAGAUAUCUGUUUGCCACCUUAACCUUAAUGACUCUGGUCGCAUACCUGGUGUUUCUAGAGGAAGUCUUCUAUAUCUACAGGAAAAUCCCCCCCUCUAAAAGAUCCAUUUUCAUUUGGAUCAAUGCAUCGUCACCGGUGAUAGCUUUGACCUCGUGCUUGGGCAUGUGGAUUCCACGCGCCACCAUGUUCACGGACUUCGCCGCGGGAGCUUUUUUUGCCAUUGUGAUCCACAAGUUCCUGCUGAUGAUGAUUAAAGAAUGUGGCGGUCAGAAGAUGUUCCUCAGGCGAUUCCAACCCGGGCGAUUCAAGAUCAGCACAGGUCCCUGCUGCUGCUGCUGUUUCUGUCUCCCUCUUCCUCACAUCACCAGUGGAUCGCUGUUUUGGCUGAAGGUGGGAACGUUCCAGCUGGCUCUCCUGCAACCCGUGCUAGUCCUCCUGGCCAUCGUGCUCUGGACCAACGGGACCUACAGCCUCUCUGACUUGUCGCCCCGCGGGGCAGCGGUGUGGCUCGGCGGGCUCGGCGGCGUCCUCACCGUCGUCGCCCUGUGGCCCGUGGGAAUCCUCUUCCAUCACGUCCGAGGGCUCCUCGCCCACAAGAACAUCAGCCCCAAGUUCGCCCUCUUCCAGUUUUGCCUCCUUCUGAACCACCUCCAGUCAGCCGUCUUCAACGUCCUAGCUAUGGUCGGGACCAUCACCUGCUCGCCGCCUCUUUCCCCGUCAUCGAGAGGAGCACAAAUGAACCAGCAGCUCCUCAUUACGGAGAUGUUCCUCAUCACGCUGGCGUCGAGGGUCGUCUACAGGAAGCGCUACCGCGAUCUGGACCCCCCCGGCGAUCCGGACCCGGGCAGCCGGACCCCCGGCCCGACCGACCCGGCCGGGGGAGGUGGUUCUCCGCCCCUUUAGACGUCCACCCGCGGGACG